Messenger RNA from Acomys russatus (golden spiny mouse), 993 nucleotides. RefSeq names its product taste receptor type 2 member 136-like. Gene Ontology annotation, cellular component: membrane. Lineage: Eukaryota; Metazoa; Chordata; Mammalia; Rodentia; Muridae. The record is from RefSeq and is a predicted model, not a curated record. Gene Ontology annotation, biological process: G protein-coupled receptor signaling pathway; detection of chemical stimulus involved in sensory perception of bitter taste; sensory perception of taste. Gene Ontology annotation, molecular function: G protein-coupled receptor activity; bitter taste receptor activity.
AUGAAAUCACAACCAGUGACAGAAGAAUUACAUUCUGUUUUUAUUCUUUUAAAAAAUAUUUGUUCAGACAUGAUGAGUUUUUUUCUAAGCAUUGCAGCCAUCAUACUACUGGCAGAAAUUGCUCUUGGAAGCUUUGCCAAUGUUUUCAUUGUUCUGGUGAACUGUACUGACUGCAUCAAGGGAAGAAAAAUCUGCUUAGCUGAUCGAAUUCUCACUGCUCUUGCCAUCUUUAGGGUUGGCUUCCUUUGGGUAAUACUAAGUCAUUUGUGCUUAAUUAUGUUUAACUCAGCUUUAUCUUUACAAGUAAAUUUUAGUGUUUGUGUUGUCUGGGCACUAACCAGCCAUUUUAAUACCUGGCUGGCAACUAUACUCAGCAUAUUUUAUUUGUUGAAGAUAGGUAAUUUCUCUAAUCUUAUUUUUCUUCGCCUGAAGAGAAAAAUUAACAGUGUUGUUUUAGUUGUGUUUUUGGGGAGUUUGGUGCUUUUCUUUCCUAAUCUUAAGAUAGUCCCCAUAUGUGAGGAAAUUCAAAUGAAUGGGCACAAAGACAACUUGACUGCAAUGACCAAACUGACUUAUGUCAACAACCUUACAGCUAUGAUGAUAUUCACUCUAGACAAUGUCCUUCCCUUCAGCACAUCCAUGAUCUGUUUUCUCUUGCUAAUCUACUCUCUGUGCAGACACCUUAGGACAAUGAAGCUUUACGGAAAAGGAUCCGAAGAUCUCAGUGGUUUGGCACACAUUAAGGCUUUGCGUGCUGUGAUCUCCUUCCUGUUGUUAUUUUCCAUGUUCGUUCUGUCUCUUUUCAUAUCAGUUUACAAUUUUGCAAAGUCUCCGGAUGAUAUAGUCCAUGUGGUUUGCCAGGUUAUUGGAACCUUGUAUCCCUCAAGCCAUUCCUACAUCCUGAUAUGGGGAAACAGGAGGAUCAAAGAGGCCAUUGUGAUGGCAAUGAGACAGGUGAGGGAGAGGCUUUGGCCAGUGGCACAGAGACCUUAA